Messenger RNA from Paramormyrops kingsleyae, 4123 nucleotides. Lineage: Eukaryota; Metazoa; Chordata; Actinopteri; Osteoglossiformes; Mormyridae. The record is from RefSeq and is a predicted model, not a curated record.
GACGUCUUUAGGACUUGAAUUAAAUUGCCUUAUGGUGAAGUAUGUAGUGAAAUAAACUCAGCGCCCGUAGCUCCGGAUCCUUACGACCCUGCAUAGGAAAAGAGGGCAAAGAAAAUGGAUGGAAAAUAUACCGGGGUAGCCCACUUUGGAGGAGAAGCGCGCCGCCACGUAUAUUAAAUCUCUGGUGACCGAGGGGAGGCGCAGUGGAGCAGCCACGUUGCCAUGGAGAGAAAGUCGCUCGGCGGCGAUGGUCGGACACUGGAGAUCGCUGGUGUUCAGAUGCGCUCGGCACUUAUGUGAUGGAAGUCCAUUGAACCGGCAAGGUUGGGAAGCUCACACCCUUGCCCCGAUCAUGCAUGUCGUCAUCCUGGAAUCACUUCGGUAAUUAGCUGCUGGUGUGGAUCAGAAGCCUGCUGACAAAUUUCUCUGGCCAGCAACCAUGAGCAGUGUGUCGCACUUCCUGCACCCCUCCACCUUAAGCAAAAGGUCCCUGUUGCUCCUGCUUCUCUUGCUGUCAGGAAGGCAGUGGGGGGCAGCUCCCUCUAACCUCCUGGUAGGCGCCCAGCCCAGUGAGCGCCGCACUCUUGCACACGUGCCUGGAGACCUUGUCAUUGGUGCGCUGUUCUCUGUGCACCACCAGCCUCCUGCAGACAAGGUGCAUGAGCGUAAGUGUGGGGCAGUACGGGAGCAGUAUGGCAUCCAGAGGGUGGAGGCCAUGCUGCACACUCUGGACCGCAUCAACGCUGACGAGCGCAUCCUGCCUGGUGUGAUGCUGGGCUGCGAGAUCCGCGACUCCUGCUGGCAUUCGGCCGUGGCCCUGGAGCAGAGCAUCGAGUUCAUCCGCGACUCGCUGGUCUCCAGCCAGGAGGACGCUGAGGGGGACUUUGCAGCCACUGCACGCUGCACUGUUGACAGUUCUGACCGGCCUGCAGGCUCUAAGAAGCCCAUCGUCGGACUGAUCGGACCAGGCUCCAGCUCUGUGGCCAUCCAGGUGCAGAACCUACUGCAGCUCUUCAACAUUCCCCAGAUCGCCUACUCUGCCACCAGCAUGGACCUCAGCGACAAGUCCCUGUACCAGUACUUCAUGAGGGUGGUACCAUCUGAUGCCCAACAGGCCAGGGCUAUGGUCGACAUUGUCAAAAGGUACAGCUGGACCUAUGUCUCAGCUAUCCACACUGAGGGGAACUAUGGCGAAAGUGGCAUGGAGGCCUUCAAGGACAUGGCGACCAAAGAGGGCAUCUGCGUCGCCCACUCCGACAAGAUCUACAGCAACGCUGGGGAGCACAACUUCGACCGGCUUCUGGAUAAGCUGGUUGCGCACCUGCCACGCGCACGCGUGGUCGCCUGCUUCUGCGAGGGCAUGACCGUGCGCGGCAUCCUCAUGGCCAUGCGCCGUCGCCACCUAGUGGACCAGUUCCUGCUGGUCGGCAGCGAUGGCUGGGCCGACCGGUAUGACGUGACCGACGGCUAUGAGAGGGAGGCUGCCGGUGGCAUCACCAUCAAGCUCCAGUCAGCCUACGUCAGAUGGUUUGAUGAUUACUACCUGGCUCUGCGGCCCCACAACAACCAGCGCAAUCCUUGGUUCCCCGAGUUCUGGCAGCACCGUUUCCAGUGCCGAUUGGCAGGUCACCCGCAGGAGAACCGGCAGUAUAAUCGCACGUGUAGUGAUAAGGAGUCCCUGAGACAGCAGUAUGCCCAGGACACCAAGAUGGGCUUUGUGAUUGAUGCCAUCUACUCCAUGGCUUACGGCCUGCACAACAUGCAGAGGGAGCUCUGCCCUGGCGGAGAUGGCCUCUGCUCGGCCAUGCACCCUGUUGAUGGCCGCGCGCUGCUCGACUAUCUUAUGAAGACCAACUUCACUGGAGUGUCUGGGGAGCUGGUCUGGUUCGAUGAGAAUGGGGACUCCCCGAGGCGGUACGAGAUCAUGAAUUUCAAGAAGACGGGUCCAGAAGCAGAUGACUACAGCUAUAUCAGCGUAGGCAGCUGGGACAACCAGGGGCUGAAGAUGGAUGACGAUGAGGUGUGGGCCAACCAGAGCGUGAUCAUCCAGUCAGUGUGCAGCGAGCCAUGCCAGAAGGCCCAGAUCAAGGUGAUCCGCAAAGGUGAGGUCAGCUGCUGCUGGACCUGCACUCCUUGCAAGGAGAAUGAGUUUGUAUUUGAUGAGCACACCUGCCAGGCUUGUGCCCUGGGAUCCUGGCCCACUGAUGACCUCACAGGCUGUGAACCCAUUCCUGUGGAGUACUUGCGUUGGGGUGACCCUGAGCCCAUUGCCGCUGUGGUUUUCGCCUGCUUGGGUCUCGUGGCCACAGCCUUUGUCACCUCUGUCUUUGUGAAGUUUCGAGACACGCCGGUGGUGAAGUCCUCCAGCCGUGAGCUCUGCUACAUCAUCCUGGCUGGCAUCUUCCUGGCCUACCUCAGUACCUUCUCCCUGGUGACCAGGCCACGGAUUGCCUACUGCUACCUGCAGAGGCUGCUGGUGGGGCUGUCUCCCGCCAUGAGCUACUCGGCCUUGGUGACAAAGACCAACCGAAUCGCGAGAAUCCUAGCCGGCAGCAAAAAGAAGAUUUGCACGCGCAAGCCACGCUUCAUGAGCGCCUGCGCCCAACUGGUCAUCGCCACGCUGCUUAUUCUGAUGCAGCUGGCCAUUGUGGUGACAUUGUUUGUCAAGGAGCCACCGGCCGUCGUGCAUGACCACCCCAGCAUGCGGCAGGUCCGGCUGGUGUGCAAUACUAGCACCCUGGGUGUGGUGGCGCCACUGGGCUACAAUGGGCUGCUCAUCCUCAGCUGCACCUUCUACGCAUUCAAGACUCGCAAUGUGCCGGCCAACUUCAAUGAGGCCAAGUACAUUGCCUUCACCAUGUACACCACCUGCGUGGUUUGGCUGGCCUUCGUACCCAUCUAUUUUGGCAGCGACUAUAAGACGGUGACCAUGUGCUUCUCAGUGAGCCUGAGUGCCUCCGUGGCACUGGGCUGCAUGUUCGCUCCCAAGGUCUACAUCAUGCUGGCCAAGCCAGAGAAGAACGUCAGGAGUGCCUUCACCACCUCCACCGUGGUGCGCAUGCAUGUGGGCGACGGCAAGUCUGCCUCCUCCUCUACUGCCAGUGGUGGCUCUGGUAGUGCGAGAAACCUCUGGAAACGCAGAAGCUCCGGGGCUGAGGCACCGAGCUCCAAUGGGAAGUCGAUGACCUGGGUUCAGAAUGAGCGAAGCUACCAUCACAGCCUGUGGAAGCGCAUUUCCAUCCAUAUCAAAAAGAAGGAGAGCAACCAGACUGCUGUUAUCAAGCCAUUCCACAAGGGCGGAGAUGUGGCACCCGAGCCGGGGGCCGAGGCACGGCACUAUCCGGUGACUUACCACUCGCAGUUGCCCUCACCGUCAUCAAUCAGCGCCAUGGCGGGGCCCUCGAUGGGGCACGAGGAAGAAGAUGAGGAGGAGGAAGAACAGGAGGAAGUGGCCCUGUCCUCAUACAUGAGCCAGCGGCCAGUGGAGUCCUCCCGGGUCUCCAUCAUGGAGCAAAUCAGCUCCAUGGUCGACCGCUUCACUGCUAACAUAAGUGAGCUGAACAGCAUGAUGCUGCCUGGCUCCCCGUCAUUGACGCCCAGAUUCAGCAUUACUAGAGAGACUGCGGAUACAGGCCUGCAGCAGGAGUCUAGUUUGGAGCAGGAGGGGACAGGCCACUCCCACAGCCUAGCCCCCAGUGGGAGGUCAGGCGCCCUGGAAGAUCUGAUCGGGCUUAUGCCCCCUUCUCCCUUCCGGGACCAAGCAGAGCUGGCUAACUCUACCUCUGUCCUCUGCAUGCCCUCCUCCCCCCCAUAUGAGGGGCUGCUGCUGAGGGAGUUUGGUCCCAGCUCCUCAUCCCUGUGAGCGAGCUACACGAUUGGGGUGUGGCUACAUUGUCGGGUGGGGUUUGCUGGGAGAUAUAUUCUGAUAGGUCAUGGACACAGCCCAGAAUGACAAUACAGCCUUGGACCAAUCAGGACGCGAUGGACUGCCAUUAAACUAGCGUGGUGACCUUGUUGGACAGAGAGGGGUCAGGUGGCUGUUCACCUGCAUGAUGUCACUUACUGUAUAUUUGAACCAUCAGUUCAGGACUCGAGCAGGGGGGUGGGGGUGGGUGGGAAGAUG